Messenger RNA from Seminavis robusta, 1674 nucleotides. Lineage: Eukaryota; Bacillariophyta; Bacillariophyceae; Naviculales; Naviculaceae. The record is from the annotation of a GenBank genome assembly.
AUGUCAGGCAGCAACAAGUUCUAUUUGGAUUGUCCUUACGAAGAAAAGGAUCAAGUCAAGGCGCUAGGAGCUCAAUGGGACGGUUCUGCAAAGCAGUGGUUCGUUCCGCGCAAGCACUAUACAAAUUUGACCAAAUUCAGCCACUGGAUCCCUCACAAUGGUCGUCUCUACCUGAUCUGUCCCUUUGAUGAAAAAGAUCAAGCCAAAGAGGCCGGUGCCAAGUGGGAUCCACAAGCAAAGGCGUGGUAUGUUCUGGGGCCCUUUACGGCCAAGAAAAUGAAACAGUUCUCGAACUGGUUCACCGAUGAAGGUUCUGCCAAGUCUGACAAUACACCACCAGCCAAGCCCAAGGCGUCCUCUCGAGGAAACGCCGAUGAUGCCGCGACACUCAAGAUUAGCGACAGCAUGACAGUGUCGCAGCUUCAGGAAGAGUGCAAAACGCGAGGCAUCAAAGGCCUCUCCGGAAAGAACAAGGAUUGGCUUUUGGAGCAAUUGGGCGUCGGAUCAACUUGGCAAACAAUGAGCAUGAAAAUGACUCCUGCUGCUAACAAAAAACCAGUUGCUAAAACCAAGGAAACUCCCAACAAGAAACCAGCCGAAGCCAAGAAAAAGCCCGCCGCCAAGGCCACUCCGAAACAGUCGGCUACUAAAAAAGGCACAUCAGUCAAGAAGAAGUCUCCCACUGCGUCAUCCACCCGCGAAACAAAGGAUAUUGACCUUGCGAGUCUACCAAGAGUAUCCACCAAGCUGACGGUCGCACAGCUCACGUACGAGCUUCUACACCGACAACCCGAUACCAAGGGAGCCUCCAACAAACCCAAGGCGUGGUUCGUGGAGCAGCUGGGUGAGCAUUCUAUCUGGUCCACAAGUCCUCAAGCCACGGAACAAGACUUGUCGAAUCUGACCCUGGUAUCUUCCAGCCAGACCAUUGCGCAACUGACCCACGAAAUCAUGGCUCGGCAUCAACAGGCCGGACUAGUCGCCAAGGGACUCUCGGGUAAGAACAAGCAGGACUUGCUCAAGAUGUUGGGCGUGGGCAGCAUUUUGACCACUGGAGCUGUAUCCAAACAAAGUGGUAUUACUCCUGCCAAGCCACCAGCUAAAAAGAAAGAACCAUCGUCAGUCAAGGCAUCCAAGCCGAAGGAUUCCACAACCAACAAGAGACCUCCCAAGCCUGACUCUGUAAAGUCCAAGUCGGUGAGUACCAGCACUCCGUCAACAAGACCACCUGUAGCUGCCAAGAUCUCAUCGUCAUCUGCCACCGUGACUGUCGCAGACAAAGAAGAUCAAAAUCGAGUAUUAGUGGUCCAGGUCAAGAAGGCGGCGGCGGCGGCCAGAAAGACAACAAGAAAACCAGAAUCUGAAUUGUCGUCUUCUGGAGCGAGCAACGAGGGUUCCAAGAAAGCAGAGGAAGUGGCGGAUGUUGUGACCCCAACCAAAACCGGUAGAACCAAUAGUGCUACGAAACGCAGACAGCCAGAGUCGAGAAAGCAGCCGUCUCCUCAUGUUGUGACAUCCUCAUCAAUCUCAAACAAAAAAAUCAAGAGGGAAGCUGAGGUUAUUUCCAUUGAUGAUGACACGGAGGCAGCAUCUAUUCCAUCUGCCAAUGUGAAGAAAGAGAAAACCAACGAAGAAAGACACAGGAGAAUAGUCGGCAGUACCUUUCGUGGUUGA